AUGAACACUACAAGCAGUCCACAACAACCGGUGCCAUUAUCAUCCGAUGAAAUUUUAUUAUCGUCAUCACCAAUGGUUUUCCCAUCGACAUCACCAUCACUUCUUACUCCUUCAUUAAUAACACGCUCAUCUAUUGUUGAUCAUAGAAUAAAAUCUCGUACAAGUGGUGUUGAUAUUGAUACAAAUAAAUUAUCAACAACAAUAAAACGUUCUCAAGCUAUAUCAAAUAUUCAAGAUUUAGAUGAAGAUAGUCCAGUGACAUUUGAAAUUGAACCAAAUGAACAUCUUCAUGCACGUAAAAAAGUACAAUUACAAACAAAUUCAAUAUUAAUAAGUAGUCGAACAAUAAAUGAAUCUAUAUCAUCUAUUGAUCAACAACAAACAAAUAGUAGUGGUGGUGGUGAUGAAUCUGAUGCACGUUCUGAAUCAAGUGAAAAAUUACCUGAAUAUCUUGAAGAAGAAAAACCAAUAUUGUCUGGUGUACGUGUUAAAGGAGCUACACUUAAUCGAUUGAUUCGUAUAUUAAUCGAUUCAUUUCAAUUAAAUGGGACAGUGAUUGAUGAUAGUGAAUAUCCAAAAGUAUUUUUUCUUAUGCAUAAAUGGAUAAUGGAAUCCGAAUAUUUAAGUAAUAUGCUAUAUAAUUUAUAUAAACAUGCAGGUGAUGAUUAUAAAAAAGCAAUAAAUACAAAUGAAAAACGUUUUAGUAAAGACUAUCAAUUACGUAUUUGUCAUGCCUAUAAUUUUUGGAUGAAAAAUUUUCCCAUGCAUUUUGAUCUUGAUAAAAAUUUGAAAGAAACAUGUGAAAAAAUGAAAAAUCUUAUUGAAUCAUCCGGUAAUAGUGAAUUUAUGAAAUUAGUUGAUCUUUCACAAAUACCAUCAUUUGAUUGGAUGCGUCAAAUGACAGUACGAAAUCAAGUUAAAAAUAAAACUGUUUCACUUGGUUUUAAUAAUAUUGAACCACAAACAUUAGCAGCACAAUUAACAUAUUUAGAAUGGAAAAUUUUACGACGUAUUACGUUUACAGAUUAUAAAACCUAUUCUAUUAAAAAUACUUUACAAGAUAAUCCACGUCUUGAACGUUCAAUACAAUUUUUUAAUGGUUUAUCAACAUGGAUACAAUGUAUGGUUUUAAGUAAAAUGACACCAAAACAACGUGCAGAAAUUAUACAUAAAUUUCUUGAUGUGGCUAAAUAUUUAAGAGAAUUACAAAAUUUUAAUACAUGUUUAGCAGUUAUUGGUGGAAUAUCGCAUAGUGCAUUGGCUCGUUUAUCAAAGACAAUGAUGUGUUUAUCAUCUGAAGAUAUUAAACUUUUGACAGAAAUGACAGAUUUAUUAUCUUCAAAUUCAAAUUAUGCUCAAUAUAGAAAAAAUUUAUCAGAAUGUGAAGGUUUUAAAAUACCAAUAAUUGGAGUACAUUUAAAAGAUAUUAUUUCUCUUCAUGUUGCAUUACAAGAUCGUCUUGAAUAUGAUUUAAUUAAUUUUCGUAAAUUAGUUCAACUUAGUAUUAUAUUUCGAACAUUAAAUAAUUUACAAGUAUCAGUACCACCUGUACAACCGAAUAAUGAUCUUAUUAAUUUACUUACACUUUCAUUGGAUUUAAGUUAUACUGAAGAUGAAAUUUAUGAACUUUCAUUAGCAAGAGAACCUCGAUCAUCGGUUUCAUCGCCUGAUCCAGCAUCACGAGGUAUGCAUUCCAGUGAAACAACAAAUGAUUCAAGUUCAGAUGUUUAUAAGAAGAAAGAACAAGUUCAUAGUCCUGUAUUUGCUGAUUGGGCAGCUGGUGUAAGUCAAACAAUUGAUAUUCAAACAAUUCAACGACAUGUUAAUGCUAUGGUUGAAGCAGUUUUUACAACAUAUGAUCAUGAUCGUGAUGGUUAUAUAUCACAUACAGAAUUUGAAGAAAUAGCACAAAAUUUUCCAUUUAUUGAUACAUUUACUGUACUUGAUGCUGAUCAAGAUGGAAUGAUAUCAAAAACUGAAAUGCGUAGUUAUUUUUUACGUGCUAAAUAUCAUGAUUUAAAAGGUGAAUUUAAACAUGAUUUUCAUGAAACAACUUAUUUUAAACCAACAUUUUGUGUUCAUUGUACUGGACUUCUUUGGGGUUUAAUUAAACAAGGUUGGAAAUGUAAAGAUUGUGGUAUCAAUGCUCAUCGUCAUUGUAAAGAUCAAGUUGUUAUGGAAUGUCGACAAAAACGUCAACAUCCAGUUAAUAAACAAGGUUCUGUUGGUGAUUCACGUCCAAGUCGUAGUUCAUUUCGUAUACGUAAAACUCGUAAACAAAAAGGAACACAAACAGAAGAUCUUAAUUUUUCAUCAACAUCAUCAUCAUCUGCAACAUCUGAAAGUUAUACAAGUUCAUCUGAUGAUGAACAACAACUAAUUAAUCAUGAUAAAACAAUACAUCAACAUCAUCAAUGGCAUUUACGUCAACCAUCAUCAUUAAAACAUCGAAAACCAAAUUUAUCGGAUUCAAAUGAUGAAUAUUAUUAUACACAUCCACCAUCACCACAACAACAACUAACAACAAAUAAUAAUAAUGUAUCAGUUAACAUUAUACCAAUAGCUCAACAAUUAAUACCUCGUGGACCAUUAAUAUGUUCAGAUAGUUUUGAAAAAUGGAAUGAUCGUUGUUUUACAUGGAAUCGUUCAUCGCCACUUCCAACAUUAUUAUCAUCACCACCAAGUACAUCAACUGGUACAUCAGAAUCAACAACAAGUAUAACAACAACAACAACAUGUAAAACAGAAAUUAAUGAAGAACCAGAUAAAUCAAAAUCAUUCUAUGAUCAAACAUCAUUUCUUGAAAGUAAUAUUAGUGAUGAUGAUAUUAUUAAUGAAAAACAUUUUAUUGAAUCAAAUCAAAUUCAACAUAAAGAUAUUUCAUUAACUACACAACGUACAACAACAACAUGUAAAGAUAUUGGUUUAAUAACAUCAUCAACAUUUGAUGAUAAUGAUGAUGGUACAUAUUUUAAAACUUAUACAAAUACACAACCUAUACAAACAAUAACAAAUUUUAGUAGUAGUGAAAAUUUAAAUCUUAGAAAAUUAUCUUUAACUGAAUCAUUACAUUCAUUACCAACUAAAUAUGAACCAACACAAAAUGAAAUUUUUGAACGAUUAAGACAAGCUGAAGAAGAAAAGAAACGACUUGAAGUCGAAAAUCGUGCUAUGAAACAAGAACUUGUUCGAACAAAAUCUAAAAUAAGUUCAUUAAAACGUGAAAUGAGUUCAAUACAACAAUUACAUCUUGCACAACAGCAAGUUCAAGCACAAUUAUCAGCACCAAUACUUUUAUCAAGUCGACAAAAACAUGAAAAAUAUCAUGAAUAUCAUCAUCAUCCAUUAUGUCAAAGUAAUCCUCAAUCAUCUACAGUAACAUAUAAAACAGAAAAUUUUGAUCAAAUCAAUUCUAAUCAUGAUCACCACAAGAAAAAUAUUUCAACAUCAAGUUAUGAAGAAUUAUUAUCGUCUUCAGGUGGAACAAAUCAACCAAUAUGUUCCGUACAAUCAACGCAAACAACAUCUCGUUCACCACCAUCACCAAUAAUUACUUUUUCCAGUUUAUUGUCAUCAUCAUCAUUCAAUAAUACUUUAAAUGAUCAACAACAACAAACUCGUCGUUCAUUAAGUUUAACACCUUCUUCCACACAUUGUGAUUCAUCUAUAUCAUUAUCUGAUGAACAAUUACGACUCUAUCUAACUGAAACAUUACAACGAGAAAAAGAUAGUGCCGUUUAA
Rotaria sordida is the source of this 3741-nucleotide messenger RNA. Lineage: Eukaryota; Metazoa; Rotifera; Eurotatoria; Philodinida; Philodinidae. The record is from the annotation of a GenBank genome assembly.